AUGAAGGCACAUUUACGGGAUCCGAAUUGUUUUAGAUUUCCUUGUGCAUGCAUUUUGGUUAUUUUGUUUGUCUUUACCAUCGAGAUUGUGAAUUGUACUAUAUUUUAUGGGCAAGUUGAGGAAAACGCGCCGGCUGGAACAGUGGUCGCUGGGUUUGCUUUACCUUUGGGAGCCAAAUGCCAAGAAUCAAUCUUGCCAGGACGGAAAACAAUUUUAACAGGACAGGAUUCAUCGGAUUUUUCACUUGAAUAUCAGGAGAACACUGGAUUCGUUUUAAAAACCACCAAAACUUUUGAUAGGGAAUUCAAACCGAGCUAUACAUUGAGCGCGCACCUGCCGGGCUGCAACAACGCGACUGAAGAACUGACGAUUCAAAUCGAGAUACUCGAUCAAAACGACAAUACGCGACAAUUUAACAUACAAAAUGAAAGGACAGAAGUUCACAGCGAAGUUCAAAGUCGAGGUAGGAAGCCAAGAGCUAUUUCUGAAGAACUGUCUUACACCGUUACAGUUUCUGAAGAUGUGAAAGUUGGAGACUUGAUCUUUACGGUACCGGACCAGAAGUUCGAGAAGAAGUGGUUCGAGGUGCUUUCUGAAGGGAACUCACCGGUCCAGAUAGAAAGAGAGUUGGGACGCGUGUAUUUAGCACACCGUUUGAUGUCAACGGCUGAGGUCACGGUUAAAAUUCAUAACACGAGAGGUGAUGAAUGGUACUUGUGCAGGCUGACUCUGAACCUCCCUAACCUCUCAGAUCUGCAGUGGGCCAUGUUCCCUUACCCCUACCUGGCAGCUGUAGGCCCUGACACUGGUCCUGGUUCUGUGGUCUACAAGCUUGUGGCCCGAAGUGGAGAUGGCUCAGUGGGAACAGCAUACUUUCUAUUGGUGGAUGGUAGCGAAGAUUCAUUUGAAGUAGACCGAACCACAGGAGAAGUGAAAACCACAGGGCGACCUCUGACACCCAGUAAGGUGUACACCCUGUCUGUCCAGGCCGUGGAUUCACGGGGCAGGAAGGGUCCUCACGCCUCUGUGUUCAUACUGGCUGGCUUCCGGCCCCCUCAGUUCACCAACACCACCUACACCAUCUACGUCCCAGAGAGUACUGGGGUGGGCCAAGCGGUGACGAUGGUCCAGGCUAUCUCAUUCCAGAGGAAGAUGUUGUCCUAUAUGCUUUUGGUGAACCCAGGUAACCUUUUCAGCAUAAACCAGGAGACCGGCGCUCUCAGCCUGACGCAUACUGUGGACUAUGAGAGUGGGCAACAUCUGCACCACCUGCAAGUCAGAGCAUCCGAGCCAGAUACAGGGCUUAGCAACAUUGCAGAGGUGGUAAUUCACAUCACAGAUGAGAAUGACUGCACGCCAGAGUUUAUGCACUCUAUUUACAGUCAGGACAAUGUUCCUGAGACCACUCCUCCUGGUACCUCCCUACUGCAGGUUCUGGCGAGAGACUGUGAUGCUGGCCUGAACGCAGAACUUUCUUACUUCAUCCAGAGCAUGGACUUUGACAUCUCCUCUCAGGGAGUGGUGAGCCCCAGUCAGAUGUUGGACUAUGAGAGACCCAACCACCUGUAUGAGUGUACAGUAGUGGCUGUGGACAAAGGAACGCCCGCUCGCACUGGCACCGCCUCCAUCCGGAUCCGCAUGGCCAAUGUCAACGAUGAAGUCCCUGUCUUUUCACAGACUAUCUAUAAAACCUUCCUUUCUGAGGAUGCUGGUCCUGAGACGCUGGUGGCAAUUGUGCACGCCAAGGACCCAGAUGGGGACAGCGUAACUUAUGCCAUCACUGGGGGAAACGAAGAUAGUAACUUUGAGCUCGACAAUCAGAAGGGCAUCAUCAAACUGCGCCGCAGCCCUCCACCUAAACUGCGUGGGCCUCAGUAUGUCCUCAACGUCACGGCAACCGACGACAACUCAGCUGGCGGGCCACUUCCUCUAAGCAGCUCUGCCCAGGUCAUUGUUGGCAUUAAUGACGUCAACAACAACAAGCCAGUAUUUGAUGAGUGCCAUAACUACGGUGUGAAUGCUCUGGUCCUGGAGAAUCAGGCCCCAGGGACUUCCGUCCUGCGCGUGGAGGCACGUGACGCUGACACCGGGGUCAAUGGCGAGGUCAAGUAUGGGAUCAUGCAAAGAGAAGGGGCCUCACCGGGAUUCACUAUUAACCCUGACACAGGUGUGAUCAGUACGGUGGUAAGUUUUGACCGGGAGAGACAGAGAGAAUAUACACUGUCAGUCACGGCUACAGACCAAGCUCAGGAGCCCCUCAUUGGCAUCUGUCAGAUCACUGUCCUCAUCGCUGACCAGAACGACAACGACCCCAAGUUUGAGAACAGCCGCUACCAAUACUUCCUGCGAGAGGACACGCCAGUUGGCACCAGCUUCCUGAGAGCAGCGGCUCACGAUGACGACCAUGGUACCAAUGCAGCCAUCACCUACUCUCUCUCCCAGCAGAGCCCAGCUUACUUUCACAUAAACCCCAGUACAGGAUGGAUCUACGUCAACCACCCCAUCUCACAGACCUCACGAAUCAGUCAGCUGAUCAUUGCUACAGAUGGAGGGAAUCGGAGCAGCUCGGUCGACCUCACUGUCAUCAUUACCAACGUGCACAACCAGCCCCCGCAGUGGGAACAAGCAGAAUAUUGGGUCACAAUCCCGGAGAACACACCACGUGACUCGAAGAUAGUGACCAUAAAGGCGACAUCCCCACUUGGUGACCCCAGGGUGACCUACAACUUGGAGGAAGGUCAGGUUCCCGAGACCAACAUGCCUGUGCGCUUUUACAUCAAGCCUAACAGGAGGGAUGGUUCUGCCUCUAUUCUGGUGGCAGAGAAUCUAGACUACGAAACCACACGUUUCUUUAUGCUCCGCGUGCGCGUACAGAAUGUGGCGGCUGUACCGCUAGCUUCCUUCACUACUGUAUAUGUCAACAUUACAGAUGUCAACGACAAUGUUCCUUUCUUCAUGUCAUCCACGUAUGAGGCAACAGUACCAGAGGGUGCAGAGAUUGGCACAUCAGUGGCACAGGUCUCAGCUUCUGACCUGGACUCUGGCCUCCAUGGCAUGAUUAACUACAUUAUUCUAAAGGAUCAAAGUGGUGACUCACAGUUCUUCAGCAUUAAUUCCUACACGGGCAUCAUCCAGACACGGGCCACCUUUGACCGUGAGCAGAAAGGCUCUUACUUGAUCGAGGUCCAGUCUCAGGACAGCUCAGAGUCAGCCCGGCCCAGCCAGCAGGGCCAACCCAACACAGAUACAGCCUAUGUGAGGGUUUUUGUCACUGAUGUGAAUGACAACGCUCCAGCCUUCUCUCAGUCUGUGUACGAGAUCAGUGUGGAAGAAGACAAGGAAGUGGGCUAUGUGGUCAUUACCGUUACAGCUAACGAUGAAGAUGAGGGUGCCAAUGCCAAACUGCGCUACCAGAUUACCGUGGGGAACACCAUGGGCGCAUUCGAUGUGGAGCCAGAGGUUGGCACGAUUUUUAUUGCCCAGCAGCUGGACUACGAGCAGGUGCAGCGCUACGAGUUACAGCUGGUCGCAUCGGAUGGAAAGUGGGAAAACCAGACAAUGGUUGUCAUUAAUGUCAUCAACCAGAAUGAUGAGGCACCUAUUUUCACUCAAACCGAGUACCAUGCCAGAGUCACAGAGGAGCUUACGGAGCUGCCUGUUCUUGUACUAGAGGUCUCCGCCACAGAUCCAGAUCAGGAGGCGGACCAGAGUGCAGUGCGGUAUUCUCUACAUGGGCAGGGUGCUGGUAGUGAAUUUACCAUUGAUGAGUUGAAUGGUAGGAUCUAUGCACAGCGGCGUUUAGAUCGCGAGGUUCGUUCGGCCUGGCAGUUCCUUGUACUGGCCACCGAUGAGAACUGGGCUGGUCUAACGGGGUUUGCCGAUGUUCUAGUCGAUGUGCAGGAUAUCAAUGACAAUGCACCUGUCUUCCUGUGUGCCACGGAUAACUGCUCUUUGGGUCAUGUACCUGAGAACUCCCCAGCAGACACUUCCAUAAUGGAGAUGCGGGCCACCGAUGUAGACGAUCCAAAAGCUGGCAAGAACGCUAUCCUGACAUACAGAAUUGUGCAGAAUGUGCGUAAUGAAAUCAAUCUUAACCUCUUCUCCAUCAAUCCAGCCACUGGCACCAUCUAUACCGUUCUGCGUUCUUUGGACAGGGAAGUGGUGGACAGAUAUCUUGUUGUGGUGGAAGCUCGGGAUGGAGGAGGACUUUCCGGGACAGGAACAGCCACGAUUGUGGUUUCCGAUGUAAAUGAUCACCCUCCAGUUUUCACCCAAAGGGUCUACAUGGCGUCAAUGCCAGAGAACUUGGACAUCAACAGCGAGGUAGUGGUAGUGGCUGCCACCGAUGGAGAUGAAGGUGAAAAUUCAGUCAUGACCUUCAGCAUCAUUGGUGGAGAUGAAGACCGCAAGUUUUUCAUUGAGACGGACAAGGUGAACCACCGUGGUGUGGUGAGGCUGAAGAAGAAGAUCGACUUUGAGAAGCCACAUGAGCGCACUUUCAACCUGACCAUCAAAGUAGAAGAUGCUGACUUCUUCAGCCUGGCUUACUGCGUCAUCCAGGUUGAAGAUUCCAAUGACCAUGCACCAGUCUUCUUCCCACAGUUCUAUGAAGCUGGUUCGAUGUUCGAAGACGUUCCAGUCGGCACCAUUGUGGCUCAGGUGACUGCUGUGGAUUUGGAUUCUGGUCAAAAUGGGAGGUUCACGUAUAGCAUUGCCCCAGAAUCUGACCCCUUUCAGCAAUUUUUGGUGGACAAGAGUGGUUGGGUUGUAGUGGCUGACUUUCUGGACAGGGAGAAGGUGUCCCAGUAUAGGCUCAUGAUCUUAGCCACAGACAUGGGCAGUCCUGCUCUUACCGGUUCUGCCAUUGUUCUAGUUACCGUACAGGACGUCAAUGACAACGGACCAGAGUUUGAGGCUGCAUAUCGGCCCAUUGUAUGGGAGAACACUAUUGCGCCACAAGUCGUUCGCAUGAAUGACACUUCGGUUCUGCUACAUGCCAUUGAUCGAGACACAUCGUCAAACGGAGGGCCUUUUUCCAUCCGUCUACUGAUGUUAACUUCUGAUGUGACCAACUUUAACUUGACUGACCUGCGAAAUGGCAGUGCCAUGAUAACCGCUCUCCGCACCUUUGACCGGGAACAACAGAACCAGUACCUUCUCCCCAUCCUGAUGAUUGACAGUGGCUCUCCUCCAAUGAGCUCCACCAGUACUCUUACUGUCAUUAUCGGAGACAAAAAUGAUAACCCCCAUGCUCCUGGACACAGCGAGUUUAUAGUGUACAACUUACAGGGUAUACUCCCCACCAUGGUACUUGGACAGGUUCAAUCCCCUGACCUUGAUGAUUGGAGCGAAAAGGUGUACAAGUUUGAAGGCAAACCCCCCAGACAGUUCAGCCUUAACCAGAACACUGGUCAGCUGAGCAUCAGAGAGGGGACACAGGCAGGUUUCUACAAUCUGCAUGUGAGGGUGGCAGAUAAGAACUGGCCUGACGUCACCUCCACAGCUGAGGUCACAGUGACUGAACUAGAGGAGCAGGCGCUGAAGAACGCUGGGUCUAUUAGAUUAGCCAACAUAACGGCAAAUGAGUUUUUCUGGACAUCUGUGAAUGAGGAGAGCCGAUAUAUGCGUCUCCGGCGCUUCUUGUCUGAGCUCUUGCAGACAGAUGUGGAGAAUGUAGAUGUCUUCAGUCUGGCCUAUGGCAGCCAGUCAGCUCAGCACCACCUUAGUGUGUGGUUUGCUGCUCACGGCUCACCGUACUACAAGCCAGAGAAACUCCACGGCUAUGUGGCCAUGCACAAAGCCAAGUUGGAGUCAGCUCUGGGUGUGGCCAUCCUACAGGUGGGGGUGGACGAGUGCGCCUAUGCAAGCUGUGGUCAGACAGGCGGCUGCUCUAGCAAAUUGACAUUCAGUGACACCCCUACAGUACUGAACAAUGGAAAUGUCUCUCUGGUGUCUGUCUCAGCCAAAGCAAGUGCUCAGUGUGGCUGCCUGGCCAGAGAGAGUGUUCACCUGCACUGCUCUUCAUACCCACAAAACCCCUGCCUGAAUGGCGGCACAUGUGUGGACAGCGAAUUGGGUUACAGGUGUAAAUGUCCCCCCAUGUUUGACGGGCCAGAAUGCCAGCAGACCAAACACAGUUUCCUCGGCAAUGGUUACGCCUGGUUUCCUCCCAUAAAGCCUUGCUUUCAAAGCCACAUCUCUCUGGAGUUUAUCACAGAGGCAGCCAAUGGCCUGCUGUUUUACAAUGGCCCAAUGGGAACACCUCAGCCAGGAGAAAAAGAGGACUUCAUUGCAUUAGAACUGAAAAAUGGUGUUCCUUUACUAAGUGUGAAUCAUGGCUCAGGGACACUGACACUGCAGCUGCCUGCAAGAGCCAUCGUCACAGACCGCCGCUGGCAUCACCUCGACAUCAUCAAUGAUGGCAAGACAGUACAGAUGAUUCUGGACCACUGCUCUGAGGCCAUGGUGAACGAGGUGGAAGGUCUGGGAGUGGAGAUGUUUGAGACAGAUCAGUCGAUGUGCAAAGCCUCUGGAGAGACUCCAGGCAGUGAGAGGAUUUUGGAUGUCUACCAGCCUCUCCAGCUGGGCGGAUUUAAAGAGACACACCCAUUCCGCAGGUCACACCCACAUUACAAGGGCUAUGUGGGAUGCAUGAGAAACCUGGUGGUGGACAGUCAGGUGUAUGACCUCGGCAGCGCAGCAGAGAGUGAGAACAGUGUUCCAGGAUGUGCCCUAACCGACAGUGUGUGUCUGACUGCUGGAGGACUCUCCUGUGGGGUUAAUGGGAAGUGCUUGGGCGAAUGGGGCUCCUUUAGCUGUGACUGCCACCCUGGCUACAGUGGACACAAGUGUGACAAAGCUCUGCCUGAGUGGUCAUUUGAGAAGGACAGUGUGCUCCGGUACCAGCUAAGAGGAGGAGGAAGUCCACGCAAGACUCAAGCUCACCUCCUGCUCAGAACACGCUCCUCCAUGGGCAGCCUGCUAAGCAUGGCCUCCCACAACACCAAUGAGUUCAUUAUCCUGGAAAUAGUAGAUGGGUAUCUCAGUGUCCGUGCUAACCUUGGAGAUGGUGCCAACACUCUGAAACUAAAAGGUCAACGUGUGAACCACGGCCAAUGGGUCCUGGUUAGCCUUCAUCGCCACGACAACAUCUUUACUCUGCGACUGGAGCAGGGUGGGGGAUCACGAGAAGUCACAGGGGUCCUGGGUCAGAAGAAGGAAAUAGUGGUUCAUCCCUCCGGUGUGUUUCUGGGAAACAGUGCCACUCCAAAUGUCCAUGGAGACUUUCAAGGUUGUAUGCGGGACGUGAGACUGAAUGGUCACUCUCUGCCUUUGGAUGGUCAGGGCACAGAUUUUAGUACAGUACUGGAGCACCGUGGGGUUGUGCCUGGUUGCCACUCUGAUGCCUGCAGUGCCAAACCCUGCCUGAGCCCGCUGUACUGUGUGGACCUGUGGAGAAAACAUGAAUGCAGGUGUCCAGCUAAUCAGGUUGCGGUGGUGGAUGAGGUCACAGGUCUUAAGUGCUGCGCCCCCUCCCCCUGCGGUUCCACCACUUGCCGUAAUGGUGGUACCUGCCUGGCCCACUCCACCAAGAGCUACCAGUGCCACUGUGCAGAGGGCUUCAGGGGCCAGUGGUGUGAGAUCGGCCAGGUCAAAUCUCUCCGCCUCGCCGCACUCAGUCCGAGCUCCAUUCUGGCCAUCAGCAUGUGUCUGCUCGUCUUCUUCGCCGUGCUCGUGGCGGUGACCGUUUGGAAUCAGAAGGGCAGUCGGAAUAAGUUCCGUAAGCGAGGUGUAUACCACAUCCCAGCAGAGCAUGAGAGCUGGGAGGACAUCCGGGAGAACAUCCUCAACUACAACGAGGAGGGAGGAGGAGAGCAGGACCAGAAUGCCUAUGACAUCACAGAGUUGAAGAGGCCGCUGUGCUCCAGCUUGUCCCAGUCUUCAUCCUGCACCACCGCCCCCCUAAUCAAGUCCUCUCAGGGCUCCCAGGAGGAGGUCCACCCCUGUGGAAACGUUGCCAAUGGAGCCACCCUACCCUACCACCACAACGCCACCUGCACUGCCCAUUGCUCCAUGGACUUCAAAAGCUACGUGUCGCGCAUCAUUUGGGAGGCCGACAAUGACAGCCUGGGCUUCCCCAUGGACACCUGCCAUGUGUACUGCAUCGAGGGAACAGGCUCCACUGCAGGCAGCCUCAGCUCUUUAGGAUCUGCCAUCACAGAGGAGAACUUUAGCUACGACUCCCUAUGGCACUGGGGCUCCAAGUUUGAAGACCUAAGCAAGCUUUAUCGCCAGCCAGAUCUGGGCAUCCCUUAUAUGGAUACGAUGCAAAACCAAAGCCAGGGUCUCCCUCUAAACCAGAUCCAGGAACAGCAACAAUAACCUGACAACCCCAGCACUUCAAGCCUAGCGUUUGUUUUGAGUGUUUGUGUUUUAUAGCCUUUACUGGGUUCCUGAACGCUACAAAAAAAACCUGUCCUAAGAAACUAUGUUUGUGUUCAUAUGUGAUACAUUCACAAGCUUUAAAGAUGAGGAGCAACAGAAUUGAUUUAUUUUAUUUAUUGAGUGCUGUUAGUGUGAAAUAUUCUGUGUACUGUAUUUAUUUUUGCUCUGAGAUGUUCUUCAAAUAGGCAACAAAGCCAGUGAACCACCACUCGUCCUGUCAUUAUGAACAUGGAUGAUGGAUUUAAAUCCAACUUGUCACAACAUUUCAGUGAACACAUAAGGGGCCGUUCAGACCAAACACAUUUUUGCUUUUAAAAAAAAAGUUCCAUUGAUGCACAGUGCAACAAAUGGAACAGAAUGAUGAUAUUUCCAGAUGCGUUUUUAAAAGUAUACGUUUUUUUAAACUUGACAAGAUGGCGUUCCUGUGCAAAAUUGAAAAAAACAACGAGAAACUGCAUCCAUCAACCACAUUUACAUAAAAAAACAAUAAAAACGUUCCACUGCAUUCCAUUGAACUCCAAAAUUUUGAAUUUCUAAAUUCUUUCAUGGAAAGGUGCAAUAGAACUUUUUUUUUUUUUCAAGUGUCCCAUUUAAUGUCGGACUUGCAACUUGGAAACUUGUGCGAAAAUCUAUAACUUCAGUUUCGAAACAAUGUGGGUAUAUGACGUCACACGAACAUGACCUAUGGAGAUAAACAUUCACUGUUGCAUCAAAUACAUAAAUAAAUCAAAUUUUUCUACAUUUUCAUGAUCAUAAAACCUUUUUAGCAGAUGUUUGCAUGAAAGCAAACGCUAGCAAAUUGUCAUUAUUCCUUUAUUUGUCAUCUUGCAAACAUCAGACAACAGAGCACAGUUAUUCCACAUCCACCUUUAAAUGGAACUUAUUCCAAGCAGUUUACCGAUCAUGGCGUAAUGUUUUGCAAUUCUACACUUGACCAAAACACUCUUGUUUUAAUGGACCCACUUGCACUAGUGAUGAAUGCCCACUUCUGAAUUUUAACUCAGAAGCAUACAGUAUAUUGCCAAAAGAUAGUUAUGUAUAAACCUUAAGAUUUCAGAGGUCACUGAUCUCCCAAUGAAUCACAAAUCUGCUCAUGCAUAGAGUGCAUAAAUUAUAUUACCUUCUGUCAGUGGCUGAAUUAUUUUUUACUCCGGUAUUAAUCUGCCAUGAAUAUUUAUUGCAUAGGCAUUCCAGGGGGUUCUUUUCUUUCUCUCAGUUGGAAAUGGAGGGACAUAGUGUGUCAUAAUGCCAAUCAUUUCUGAUACUGGUGUGCUGAAACAUGGUGACAUUGUCAUGGAUACCAGCAGAUGAAUGUAUAGUGUUAAAUUAGAAUAACGAGAAUCCACUGUGUAAAAGUCUUAAAAGUUUUUAAAAAAAAUGUCAAAUGUCAACAUAUGCAGUGCAGAUACAAUCACAGAAAUGCUUAUAAAAUUUGUAUAUGGCAAUAUACUCACAAAAGAUCUGUAUAGCUAUAUUUUUUUGCUGUGAAAAUCAAGAAUAUUCAUGUGCUAAAAUGUCCAGACUUUAUAUUUUGUAAAUUGAGUCAUAAGAGAUUGUUUCUCAUUUAGUUUGGCAAGGUAUACCCCUCUAAUCUCUGUGAAUUACACACACAACCCUUGUCAACCGUAUGCUCAGCAUACCUAUAUAAAGAAAUAUAGGUCAGCUCACACAUGGCCACUUCCUUUUCUACAAGCUGGCCUGAAAGGACCAGGCAAGGUCAGUUCAUGCUGCUUGUAAAGCUUAUAACAAGAGCAUGAGGUCAUCAUUGCCACAGUGGCUUAUAGAUGGCAUUGAAUUUUCCUUAAAGCCCAUCACAGCCUUCUGUGCUGCUCAUUGUAUUGGCUACAUAGAGCCUUUGUCCAAACCAUGUAAAUAAUGUAAAUAAAUAAUUACUUUU
Messenger RNA from Myxocyprinus asiaticus (Chinese sucker), 10342 nucleotides. RefSeq names its product neural-cadherin-like. Gene Ontology annotation, cellular component: cell-cell junction; plasma membrane. Gene Ontology annotation, biological process: homophilic cell-cell adhesion. The record is from RefSeq and is a predicted model, not a curated record. Gene Ontology annotation, molecular function: calcium ion binding. NCBI's taxonomy places the organism in Eukaryota, Metazoa, Chordata, Actinopteri, Cypriniformes, Catostomidae. The transcript is spliced from 33 exons. Bases 1 to 8382 code for a protein of 2793 amino acids.